AUGACUGAAUUCCCUCCUUUGAAGAAUGACUUGAUUUUGAGAGCAGCUUUGGGUGAGAAGGUUGAACGUCCACCUGUGUGGAUCAUGAGACAAGCAGGUAGAUACCUUCCCGAGUAUCAUGAAGCCAAAGGAAACCGCAAUUUCUUUGAGACAUGCAGAGAUGCAGAAAUUGCUUCAGAAAUCACUAUACAGCCUAUUGAACACUUCAAUGGUCUUAUUGAUGCAGCAAUCAUCUUCAGUGAUAUUUUAGUUAUUCCACAAGCCAUGGGAUGCGAAAUUAACAUGGUAGAAGGGAAAGGGCCCGUCUUCGAGGAUCCCUUGCGGUCCCCAGAGGAUUUGAAGAAAAUUAACUUAAAGCCUGAUAUAUCUAAGGAAUUGGCAUGGGCAUUUAAGGCUAUCAACUUGACAAGAAGAAAAUUAGAAGGAAGAGUUCCACUUUUAGGAUUUGUGGGAGCUCCAUGGACUUUAUUGGUCUAUAUGACCGAAGGACAAGGUUCAAAGAUGUUUAGAUUCGCAAAACAAUGGAUCUUUGAAUAUUCUGAUCUGGCACAUCAGCUUCUUUCGGCUCUUACUGACGCCUGUAUCGAAUUCUUGGCCCAGCAGGUAGUUGCUGGUGCUCAAAUGUUGCAGGUAUUUGAAUCUUGGGCAGGUGAGUUAGGUCCAGAUGACUUUGAUAAGUUUUCGCUUCCAUACUUAAAGAAGAUUGCAGCACAUUUACCUAAAAGGCUUGCAGAAUUGGGAAUUAAACAUAAAAUACCUAUAACGGUUUUUGCCAAAGGUGCAUGGUAUGCCUUAGAUGAGCUCUGUGAACUGGGAUACGAUGUGGUCUCGUUAGACUGGCUAUAUAAGCCCGAAGAUGCUGUUAAAGUCGUAAAUGGAAGACGUAUCACUUUGCAAGGUAACCUUGAUCCAGGUGUAAUGUACGGAUCAGAUGAUGUGAUUUCUGAGAAAGUAGAAAAAAUGAUAAAAGGUUUCGGAGGUGGCCAUCAAAACUAUAUUGUUAAUUUCGGGCAUGGAACUCAUCCAUUUAUGAAACCAGAAAAAGUUGGACAUUUCUUGAAAGAAUGUCAUAGAUUCGGAUCUCAAUGA
Messenger RNA from Priceomyces carsonii, 1089 nucleotides. RefSeq names its product uroporphyrinogen decarboxylase. Lineage: Eukaryota; Fungi; Ascomycota; Pichiomycetes; Serinales; Debaryomycetaceae. Gene Ontology annotation, biological process: heme biosynthetic process. Gene Ontology annotation, molecular function: uroporphyrinogen decarboxylase activity. Gene Ontology annotation, cellular component: cytosol. The record is from RefSeq and is a predicted model, not a curated record. Bases 1 to 1089 code for a protein of 362 amino acids. The transcript has 2 exons.